This is a messenger RNA of Trematomus bernacchii (emerald rockcod), 3646 nucleotides long. RefSeq names its product phosphoribosylglycinamide formyltransferase (gene gart). The coding region runs from base 168 to 3224 and encodes 1018 amino acids. NCBI's taxonomy places the organism in Eukaryota, Metazoa, Chordata, Actinopteri, Perciformes, Nototheniidae. Gene Ontology annotation, biological process: 'de novo' IMP biosynthetic process; adenine biosynthetic process. Gene Ontology annotation, molecular function: phosphoribosylamine-glycine ligase activity; phosphoribosylformylglycinamidine cyclo-ligase activity; metal ion binding. The transcript is spliced from 23 exons. Gene Ontology annotation, cellular component: cytosol. The record is from RefSeq and is a predicted model, not a curated record.
UGCACUCCUCGGUUACACCCCUAGGAAGUCGAAUAACCCCAAACUUUUUUCCCAAAAAACGAAGCUUGUGCAGCAGAUAAAGUCUGUAGGCUGAUAGCAGAGGACACACACUCCUGACUGCUGUCCUGAACCUUUUUCUGCUUCACACACACAGCUAUUUAGGUACCAUGGCAGAGAAGGUGCUGGUGGUUGGAAGUGGAGGGCGGGAACAUGCGUUGGCCUGGAAACUCGCCCAAUCGCCGCUGAUUCGGCAAAUUCUGGUCGCUCCUGGUAACGCAGGCACGGCCAACUGUGGGAAAAUCAGCAACUCGGAGGUGUCGGUUAGUAACCACGCCAUCUUGGCUCAGUUCUGCAAGGAUCAUCACGUCGGGUUGGUUCUGGUCGGCCCUGAAGUCCCGCUGGCAGCAGGUAUUGUGGACGAUCUGACAGCAGCAGGAGUUCCAUGUUUCGGCCCGUCUGCCAAAGCCGCUCAGCUCGAAGCCAGCAAGAGUUUCUCCAAAGCUUUCAUGGAGAGACACGGCCUCCCAACAGCGAGAUAUGGAUCCUUCACCGACGCCCAGGAGGCCUGCAGCUUCAUCCGCACGGCUGAUUUCCCGGCGCUCGUGGUGAAGGCGAGUGGGUUGGCGGCGGGGAAGGGAGUCAUCGUGGCUUCAAACAAGGAAGAGGCCUGCCAGGCUGUGAUGGACAUCAUGAAGGGCCGAGCCUUCGGGUCAGCAGGCGAGACUGUGGUGGUUGAAGAGCUGCUCGAGGGAGAGGAAGUGUCCUGUCUGUGCUUCACUGACGGAUUCUCAGUUGCUGCGAUGCCUCCAGCUCAGGAUCACAAACGGCUGCAAGACGGCGAUUUGGGGCCAAACACCGGCGGCAUGGGAGCCUACUGUCCCACCCCUCAGGUGAGCCAGGAGAUUCUGCAGCAGAUCACAGAGAGCGUCCUGCAGAAGACUGUGGAUGGCAUGAGGGAGGAAGGGGCUCCUUAUGUGGGUGUGCUGUAUGCAGGCCUGAUGUUGACCAAGGAGGGGCCAAAAGUCCUCGAGUUCAACUGUCGCUUCGGGGACCCCGAGUGUCAGGUGCUUUUGCCUCUUCUGAAGAGCGACCUUUACGAAGUGAUCCUGAACACAAUGAGUGGGAAACUGGCCUCUAGCGCCCCCGUGUGGCACCAGGACAGCUCUGCGGUCACUGUGGUGAUGGCCAGCGCUGGAUACCCCGGAUCCUACAAGAAAGGAGUGGAAAUCACAGGUUUGUCUCAGGUUCAGGACUCGGGGCUGCAGGUUUUCCACGCCGGCACAACUCUGAAAGACGGGGCCGUGGUUUCCACCGGGGGGCGAGUUUUAACCGUCACCGCCGUCAAAUCGUCCCUGGAGACGGCCCUAAAUGCAGCCAAUCAGGGCGUAGCAUCUGUCGGAUUCCCGGGAGCCGUGUACCGACGUGACAUCGCACAUCGUGCCAUCGCUCACCUGAAGCAGCACAGAGGACUGACCUACAAAGACAGCGGCGUGGACAUCGCUGCCGGUAACAAACUGGUGGAAAUGAUCAAACCUCUGGCCAAGGCAACGUCUCGCGCUGGGUGUAAUGCAGAACUGGGAGGCUUUGCUGGGCUUUUUGAUCUGAAAGCUGCAGGUUUUAUCGACCCAAUCCUGGUGUCUGGGACCGAUGGAGUCGGAACCAAACUCAAGAUCGCGCAGGCGUGCGGGCAGCAUGGCGGCCUCGGUCAGGAUCUGGUGGCCAUGUGUGUGAACGAUGUUCUCGCUCACGGCGCCGAGCCGCUCUUCUUCCUCGACUACUUCUCCUGUGGCAGGUUGGAUGUGGAUGUAGCUUCAUCGGUGAUCGGAGGCGUCGCUAAAGCCUGCGAGCUGGCCGGCUGCGCUCUGCUGGGUGGAGAGACCGCAGAGAUGCCGGGCGUCUACGCUCCAGGAGAAUACGACCUGGCGGGGUUCUGUGUUGGAGCGGUGGAGCGAGGGGCUCUUCUUCCCAGGAUGAAGGACAUCGAGGAGGGCGACCUUCUGAUCGGACUCGCCUCCUCCGGGGUCCACAGCAACGGAUUCAGUCUGGUCCGAAAAGUCCUGGAGAGAGCGAACCUCAGCUACAGCUCUCCGGCUCCUUUCGGCACGUCGGGACAGACUGUGGGCGAGGUUUUGCUGACGCCUACAAAGAUCUACAGUCGUGUUCUGCUGCCGAUCCUCCGCAGCGGGGCGGUGAAAGCCUACGCUCACAUCACAGGGGGGGGUCUGCUGGAGAACAUCCCCCGCGUGCUGCCUCAGGAACUGGCUGUCGAUUUAGAUGCCUCUCGAUGGAGCCUCCCUCCCGUGUUCUCCUGGCUGCACAAAGAGGGCAGUCUGAGUGAAGAGGAGAUGACUCGAACCUUUAACUGUGGCCUCGGGGCGGUGCUCGUUGUUUCUCCUCUGGACGCUCAGAGGGUCCUUCGCCAGCUUCAAGCCCCCGAAGAGGCCUGGAUCGUGGGUUCACUUUCCCACAAGCAGCAGGGAGCAGAACCUGUGGUCGUCCGCAACCUGAAGCACAGUCUGAUGAACGCAGGGCCGGUUUCCAGCGGCGAGUUGGCUGUCAAUCAAAACGAGGGUAGCCAUGGCGACGGCAGCACGCCACGCAAGAGGACCAAAGUGGCUGUUCUCAUUUCUGGCACAGGCACCAACUUGCAGGCGCUGAUCGAACAGGCCCGACGUCCGUCCAGCUCCGCAGAGAUCGUGCUUGUUAUCUCCAACAGACCUGGAGUUCAGGGCCUGAAGAGAGCCUCGUUGGCCGGCAUCCAGACACGGGUGGUGGACCACAAGUUGUACGGCAGCAGAGCGGAGUUUGACGGCACCAUCGAUCGAGUGCUGGAGGAGUUCGGGGUGGAGCUGGUGUGUCUGGCUGGAUUCAUGAGGAUCCUCACAGGAAAAUUCGUCAAGAAAUGGAACGGAAAGCUGAUGAACAUCCACCCGUCCCUCCUGCCUUCAUUCAAGGGGGUGAACGCCCAGAAACAGGCUCUCCAGGCUGGGGUGCGGGUCAGUGGCUGCACGGUCCACUUUGUAGCAGAAGAGGUGGAUGCGGGCGCCAUUAUCGUGCAGGAGGCGGUGCCCGUGAUGAGCAGCGACUCCGAGGAGAGUUUGUGCGACAGAAUCAGAGAAGCUGAGCAUCGAGCCUUUCCUGUCGCUCUGGAUUUGGUGGCAAGCGGCACGGUCAAACUCGGAGAAGACGGGCACAUCGUGUGGAAAUCCAAUCCACAGAGUUAAAAAACAAACCCAGAUGAAUGCCACUUUCCUUCUGUUACCUAAAACUAGUUCCACAAAAGCGACAAAGCAUCAAACAAGGUCAAGAUGGUCACUUUUUAUUGUACUAAUACCUGCAAACGGUCCUUUCUUUUUCAAAAUGUCAUGCUAGAUGGAGAUAGGUAGAUUUUCGUGGGAUGCUUAAAGCUUGCAUGCAUCCAUUUAAUAGCAGCAUUUCAACAUCUUGUAUGAAGAGGCCUCAUACUUGACCAAAAUUACAUUCCAAUGGUUUAUUUUUAAUCAAUGUUAGUUGCACUGGAAUUGACCUCCUAAAAAAAGUCAUAUUUGUAAUGCUGAUAGAAUAUAUUCAUAUAAUAAUGCAUCUUUGAAUGUCUGUGUAGUUGUUAUUUCAUCAUUAAACCUGCCUGGGUGAAUGCAUAAAAUGA